CAGUUUCGCUAACAACAGCCGAUUUCGAACUUCUGUGCAAGGACGGCUCGAAAAAGCCCGUGGAAAUGUUCAAAGAAUGCAACUGGGGAGAAGUACCCACUCAUGCUAUUGUCACUAGCUCAGCCACUGAGUUUUCUCUCAAGAGGAAAUUCCAGCUUUUCAUGAGGAAAGCGAUACAACUGUACGGAUCACCGGCGCCAAAUGUAACGUUUCAAACAACGACGUCCAGCUACAAUGGUUUCAACGCUUACAAUGAUUACUCCUCGUCUUCAACGACUCCACCCAGCUUCUCACCAUACACCGAGGCCAAUGUCCUGCCAUUCGUCAACACAACCGACCAUUUGUUCCAUCUGUUCGAGUCGGCUCCACGCUACGGCUACAGGCACAGUCUACUUAUUCAGGACUCGGCAAUCGACUGA
Molecule: messenger RNA, 419 nt
Organism: Nilaparvata lugens (brown planthopper)
Lineage: Eukaryota; Metazoa; Arthropoda; Insecta; Hemiptera; Delphacidae
Exons: 3
Coding region: 66-419 (117 amino acids)
Source: RefSeq, a predicted model, not a curated record